Molecule: messenger RNA, 1346 nt
Organism: Sorex araneus (European shrew)
Lineage: Eukaryota; Metazoa; Chordata; Mammalia; Eulipotyphla; Soricidae
Gene: TRH
Product: thyrotropin releasing hormone
Exons: 2
Coding region: 43-753 (236 amino acids)
Biological process (GO): hormone-mediated signaling pathway
Cellular component (GO): extracellular region
Molecular function (GO): thyrotropin-releasing hormone activity
Source: RefSeq, a predicted model, not a curated record
CCUCUCUUCCCUCCCCCCACCCUCCAGAACCCAGAAGCCGCCAUGCAGGGCCCCUGGAUGAUGGUCAUCUUGGCUCUGACGCUGGCCGGUGUCCCUGGUCGUGCUCAGCCUGAGGCGGCCCCGCAGGACAUGGGGCUGGCGGAGCCCCCAGAGCUGGCGGAACUUUUGCGCCAGGCAGAGCGCCUCCUGCUCCUCCGGGAAGACCUCCUGCAGCUGCGAGCAGACCAGGGGGACGGUGACGCCGAGUUCCAGGUCUCCCAGCCCGACUGGGUCUCCAAGCGGCAGCACCUGGGGAAAAGGGAGGCGGCCGAGGAGGAAGAAGGAAUGGCAGAGGAAGAGGAGGAAGAAGCAGGUGCCGUGGGACCCCACAAGCGCCAGCACCCCGGCCGGCGGGAGGAUGCAGCCGCGGGGCCCGUGGACGCCCCCCAGCAGAAGCGCCAGCACCCCGGCCGGCGGUCCUCCUGGCUCAGGGACGUGGUGGCCAAGAGGCAGCACCCGGGCCGCCGGCUGGUGGAGCUCCAGGCCCAAGAAGGAGCCGAGAAGGAAGAGGAGGCAUGGGGGGAGGGGGGCGGGGAUCGGGGCCCCGAGAAACGCCAGCAUCCGGGCAAGAGGGCCCUGGGCGGCGCCUGUGGGCCCUGGAGAGCCUGUGGACCCGCCCGCCUCCUGCUGGGGCUCCUGGAGGGCCUGAGCCCCGACGGGGCGGCCGAGAACAAGCGGCAGCACCCGGGCCGGAGGGCGGCCCUGCAGGCCUGAGCAACGCCCGUGACGGGGAGCUGGGGCCUGAGCUAUCCCGUGUGCCCUCCCGCUUGGGGACCCCGAGUCUUCCCCGUCCUCAGCUGAGCUCCCUAGCCUGCAGGAGCACGCACGCACACACACACACACACACACACGCACACACCUGGCUUUGCCCCCCUCCGGGGAUUUGAUAAAGCAGGCUACACACACACACACACACACACACACACACACACACACACACACACACACACACACACACACCCCUGGCUUUGCCCCCCUCCGGGGAUUUGAUAAAGACAGGCCAUGAGGUAGAACCCCCCAUUUUACCCCACUUUGCACUGCUGCAUCUCUUCCCCUCCUCUGGCAGCCCCCUCCCCCCUUCCUCAGCCCUGGCUAAGGCGACCCCCGUGUCUUCCAAGGGAUCCCCAGAGCCGGGUAGAAGCCUCUGGAACUCGAAGCCGGCGCCCCCCUUUGCUGGGCACAGCUUUGUGGGAGGCGCGCCCCCUGGCGGCUGUGGGGAUCAAUGCAUGUAGGGGUGUGUUCGCGGGUCCUGGAGCCCGGCUGACGGGAUCCCUCCCCUGGUGGUAAUAAAACACGCCUCCUGCGCA